GUUAAAUACGGCCCCCUGCUGCCACCCGCCUCUGCCGGCCAUCUUCUGCCUGCUCGUUUCCUGCCCCCGAGGAAAGCCCGCUCAGAAACCCAAGAUCAGCGAUGCGUCCCUUCGCCUACCUCCUGGCCGUCCUGGCCGUGUGCCUCAUGGCACUGACCUCGGUCUCGGCCGAGUCAGACUCGCAGCGAUUCGAUGGCUAUGUCAUCGGUAUCGAUCUCGGCACCACCUACAGUUGUGUUGGUGUCCUCAAGGGCGGUCGUGUUGAAAUUAUUGCCAACGACCAGGGCAACCGUAUCACCCCCUCCUACGUCGCCUUCACCGAUGAGGAACGCCUCAUCGGUGAUGCCGCCAAGAACCAGGCCGCCAUGAACCCCACCAACACCGUCUUCGAUGCCAAGCGUCUGAUCGGCCGCCCCUUCAACGACAAGGAUGUGCAGCGCGACAUCAAGCACUUCCCCUUCAAGGUCAUCAACAAGAACAGCAAGCCCGUCAUCCAGCUCAUCGUCAAGGGCGAGAAGAAGGAAUUCACUCCCGAGGCCAUCUCCGCCAUGGUCCUGGGCAAGAUGAAGGAGAUUGCCGAGGCCUACCUGGGUGAGCCCGUCAAGCACGCCGUCGUCACCGUCCCCGCCUACUUCAAUGACCAGCAGCGCCAGGCCACCAAGGACGCCGGUGUCAUUGCCGGCCUCUCGGUCGAGCGCAUCAUCAACGAGCCCACUGCCGCCGCCAUUGCCUACGGCCUGGACAAGACCGAUGCCGAGGAGAAGAACAUUCUCGUCUACGAUCUCGGUGGUGGUACCUUUGAUGUCUCGAUCCUGACCAUCGACAAGGGUGUCUUUGAGGUCCUGGCCACCAACGGCGACACCCAUCUCGGCGGUGAGGACUUUGACAACCGCAUCAUCGAGCACUUUGCCAAGCUCUACAAGAAGAAGACCACCAAGGACUGCACCAAGGACCACAAGGCCAUGGGCAAGCUCAAGCGUGAGGCUGAGAAGGCCAAGCGCACCCUCUCCUCCCAGAUGUCUGUCCGUGUCGAGAUCGAGUCCUUCUAUGAUGGCGAUGACUUUUCCGAGACCCUUACCCGUGCCAAGUUCGAGGAGCUUAACGCCGACCUGUUCAAGCGCACCCUCAAGCCCGUCGAGAACGUCCUCAAGGACGCCAAGCUGAGCAAGGGCGAGAUCCACGAGAUUGUCCUCGUCGGCGGCUCCACCCGUAUCCCCAAGGUUGUCCAGCUCCUCGAGGACUACUUCAACGGCAAGAAGGCUUCCAAGGGCAUCAACCCCGACGAAGCCGUUGCCUACGGUGCCGCCGUCCAGGGCGGUGUCCUCAGCGGUGACCGUGCCGUCGAGGAUGUCAUUCUCCUUGAUGUCAACCCCCUGACCCUUGGUAUCGAGACCACCGGCGGUGUCAUGUCCAAGCUGAUUGCCCGCAACAGCCAGAUCCCCACCAAGAAGUCGCAGAUCUUCUCGACUGCCGUCGACAACCAGCCCACCGUCCUGAUCCAGGUCUUUGAGGGCGAGCGUCCCCUCACCAAGGACAACAACCUCCUCGGCAAGUUCGAGCUCAACGGCAUCCCUCCUUCCCCCCGCGGCGUCCCCCAGAUCGAGGUCACCUUCGAGAUUGACGUCAACGGUAUCCUCCGUGUCUCUGCCCAGGACAAGGGCACCGGCAAGUCCGAGUCCAUCACCAUCACCAACGACAAGGGCCGUCUCUCUCCCGAGGACAUUGAGCGCAUGGUCCAGGAGGCCGAGCUCUACGCCGAGGAGGACCGCAUCGUCAAGGAGCGCAUCGAGUCCAAGAACCUCUUUGAGAACUACAUGUACAGUCUCAAGACCCAGGUCAACGACGAGGAGCAGCUCGGCGGCAAGCUCGAUGCCGACGACAAGCAGGCCAUCCUCGACGCCCUCAAGGAGCAGACCGAGUGGCUCGAUGCCAACGCCCAGACUGCCACCAAGGACGAGAUUGACGAGCACAAGGCCGAACUCGAGGCCGUCGUCAACCCCAUCACCGCCAAGCUGUACGGCUCCUCCGACAGCUCCGAGCCCCAUGACCACGAUGAGCUGUAA
This is a messenger RNA of Polychytrium aggregatum, 2063 nucleotides long. Its product is annotated as heat shock protein 70 family. The record is from RefSeq and is a predicted model, not a curated record. The transcript is spliced from 2 exons. Lineage: Eukaryota; Fungi; Chytridiomycota; Chytridiomycetes; Polychytriales. Gene Ontology annotation, molecular function: misfolded protein binding; heat shock protein binding; ATP-dependent protein folding chaperone. Gene Ontology annotation, cellular component: endoplasmic reticulum lumen; endoplasmic reticulum chaperone complex; membrane. The coding region runs from base 102 to 2063 and encodes 653 amino acids. Gene Ontology annotation, biological process: cellular response to unfolded protein; endoplasmic reticulum unfolded protein response; protein refolding.